AUGCCGAGCCUCCCGCGAAGCGCCGCCGCAGAUGAGCCGAGCUUCGAUGCGCUCAGAAACGGUUCGGAGGUCCGCGAACUCCAUGUGCUCCGAAACUCCAAGGAUCGACUCCUUGGAGUUUCGGAGCUUGGUGUGACCCCAGACCCCUGGAGCAGCGGCGGCACUGAGAAGAAGCACUGCAGCCGCAGCCGACCUCGCUCCCAGAAGCGGAUUGGAGCAGUGUGGGGUGUUUGGCACCAGACCGGAAGAGCCCGACGAUCUGUCAACGUCUUGUGGAAGAUGAUUGCUUUUGCGCGUGGGGCGCUCGGCUGCGGAAUGCUGGAUCAAUCUGGACCCCUCUUCUGA
Messenger RNA from Symbiodinium sp. CCMP2592, 345 nucleotides. NCBI's taxonomy places the organism in Eukaryota, Dinophyceae, Suessiales, Symbiodiniaceae. The record is from the annotation of a GenBank genome assembly.